GCAUGGUCAGCGCUGAUGUUUCCGUCACUGACUGCGCCGUAUGUUACCCAGUCGAUAGGAUUGUUGACGAGGUUUGGCUGACAGCAGCGCGUUCUAGCAAAUGUGCGUCAGCAACAUGAACAACAAGGCGUCUGAACUGGGUUGCACCAGCGGCGAUCUGUCUUGCCUGUGCAGCAAGGCCGACUACAGCUACGGUAUUCGCGACUGCACCGCCCAGGCCUGCCCCAAUGACGACGCCAGCGCUGUUGUUUCGUCUGCUCUGGCUUCUUGUCCCACCUCCACUGGUACGUUGCUCUGCUGACACGGUUGGAGAUGCUAAGACCGAUGCUAACUAUAUAACAGGCAGCACCAACUCCGCUUCCGCUACCGGCGCUUCUAGCACUAACACUGGCGCUGCCGGUGCUGGUUCCACCACU
This is a messenger RNA of Aspergillus sclerotioniger CBS 115572, 416 nucleotides long. Its product is annotated as CFEM domain-containing protein. NCBI's taxonomy places the organism in Eukaryota, Fungi, Ascomycota, Eurotiomycetes, Eurotiales, Aspergillaceae. The transcript has a single exon. The coding region runs from base 116 to 301 and encodes 61 amino acids. The record is from RefSeq and is a predicted model, not a curated record.